UGCACUCCAGCUUGGGUGGCAGAGCAAGACUUCAAACAAAACCUAAAAGAUAAACUACAUUAUGAGGCAGGAUAUGGGGAGAAGGUUGAGUCUUGGGCUCAUCCUCUUAGCCCAUCACUUCCUCAUUGUGUGAUAUAGGCAAGAAACCUGCCUUCAUGAGCCUAAGUUUCUUGCCCAUAAAAUGGAACUAUUAAUAUAAAGUUCUUGGGGUGUGGUGAUGGUGAAAUGAAUGACAAAUGUCUGGCAAGGUGGUAUAGGGUUAACACAGGACAACUAACCGAGUAAUUCUUCCACCCCCAAAAGACAGUCCAAUUUUCCCGUUUGCCUCUUGGUCCAGGUUUAUUCCCAGGUCUUGCAACAUAUUUGGUUCAGACUGAGGAAACUGUGGACCCUUACUUACCUUGCAUAGCUUCAAAAAGUUCACGGCCCAGGAAAGGACCACUGCUUUGGGAGGCCGUUAAUGUCUUUCACCCCCUGGUGUUUGCCCCAAGCCUCCAAAGUAGAUAGCCACCCUCUCCCAUCUUGCUUGCCUUCUUCUACACUUAGACUAUUUCUCCCUGGUUCUUUGACUCCUUUGGAGAGACCAGCACAAAAUAUCCAAACCCCUUUUCUCAGCCCAAACCAGGCACCGAGCCUGUUUUUUAUUCCAGGAGUGCUCUACUGAGAUGACUGACUCUGCCUUUAGCCCUGUGAUGUGCGGAGCUUCUGCUUUGCAUGAAAUUAAUCUGCUUUAAGCCUAUGUCUCAUCAAGGGGCUUCCCUCUCUUAAGUUUGGGGGCAUGGAUCUCACCUGUGUGGCAGGUGUGCUGAGGUGGUAGGUGUGUGGAAAGUGGUGAGUUUUAGCAGCUUAGUGCUCCUAUACAUCAUCUGGGAUCAUUUUAGGGGACAUUCUAUUUGCAGAAAUCUUCAGAGGAGGAUCUGAGUAAAGACUUUUUAAGAGAGGACAGCUGCUGUGGGCUUCAGUGCCAGCAGCCCAUCCAGAGUCUCCAGCCCUGGGUGUUGAGACUUUCCUUGCUACUCCGGCACAACCACUUGCUCCAUUUAACUUUUCUUUCUCCAGAUGUUCCUGUCCCCCCAAGUGCUUUUAUCUACGGGCUGCAGAGUCUGGUGAAAGGAAUGCCCUUGCUCUUUUAGUUUGCCAACAGUCCUCAAAAUGCAGGCCUAGAGUAGGCCCAAAAGUCUAUGCCAGUUCCAGCCAGCAAAAAAGCAAAUACACUUUGACCCAUUGUUGAAAUUUUACCUGGAAAAGUUUUUCCAUUUUAGGGUCUUUCAUCUUUUAUUAGAUACCUUCUGCUUAGGGACAGCAAAAAAAGUUUCCAAUUACUGCCAACUCCUACUGAUUGACCUGGAAUGUUUCAAGAAGCUGCUCAUGUAUCUACACCCUCUUUCUCCCAUUUCAUCCUAGGCAUUUGCCUCAGAAGCAUACAAUCGCUGAAAAGUUGUAUCCAGUUACCAAGCUCUCAGCUAUCAAUCUGCUUGUCUCAUUUUCUUCUUGUAAAUUAAUCGUUUGAACCCCCAAAGUGAAAGAACAGGAGACUAAAGCCCAAAGAGGGGAAGGGCUGGCCUAUGGGCAGUUGCACUCUAGACCCCAGGCUACUGCUUCCCAGCCAAGCAUUCUGUCUUACGGCUGAAACUGUUAAAGCCUACUUAGGCCUUCCUAUGGGAGGAAGGUGCAUAUAGUUAUGUAGUUAUGUGUAUAUUCGCUGAGCAAAAUGAUUGUAGAGUCCAUGAAUUUUUUUUCUUUAAUUUCAAGAAGAGGCCUUCACAGUCUCUCAAGUAUGGGAUGGCUGUGGACGAAUGCUGUCAAUUCAGCUAAGUGCUGCCUGGAUGUUGCUGUUUGAUUUUUGCUCCAUACUUAACUAAAACAACUACAGAGUUAAUGUAGAUAUAUGUUGAAAUACUUUCCCCUUCCCCAACAGCAGUUCCUUCCACAGACAGUAACUAAUGGUUUCUUCUUUUGGGGAGAGGGCGGCAUAGAACAUAGAGGCUUGAACCAAAGACCUCUGCAGUGUUGCCACACUCAUGAGGAUGAAUAGUCUUUUCCCCCUACACAGAGGGCCAAGGGCUUUAAGCUCUUUCCUUGACCAUGUUAUCGGCUUUACAAAUUAACACAACAGGCUAGUUUGAUUCUGUUUGAAGUACAGGAAGGCAGAAAUGGAGAAUUAGAAGAAUUACUCAUCUUUUGGAUGAGUGGUUUCCAAAUCCCACUUGGCACGUCACUCUAGACUGGUGAAGGGGAGGCUGGCACUGAGUCCACAGACCCAGCUGGCUCUAGGACAUUACGUUGUUCAGUCUUUUGCUUAUCUAAUCAACAUUUGUGUUCUUACCCAAUGUUCAUUAGGUCAGCACAUAGCCACUUCCCCACCCCACAAAAGUUCCCAGUUAGGCCCAUAGCUGGGAUCAUCCAGUAUCCAAGCUCAGGGAUGAAGGGAGGGAGCAGCUAACUAGUCUGAACUGGUUAGUUGGUAUAUAGGUCUUUUCUCAAUGUUCCUAAGGUGCAAACAGUGACAUCCCCCUCCAGGCUUGGCUCUGUGAUUCUGAGAGGACUAAAACCAGGAUAGUCAGAUCUGUGGUCACAUCCUGCCCAUUUCCAGCUCGGAGGUCCAUCAAACCGUCUGCUUCUCCCUUGGCAAGAAGCUCCAUCUGCCUGAUAGCAGGGUCAGUGGCCAUCCUUUUCUACCUUCAGCUAUUGUGCAUCUCCUCUUUUUCUUGGGGUAAAGGAACAAGCAGAUUCUUACCCAAAUGUCCAACCUAUAAAGAUGAGAAAGGCCUUGGGAAGAGGUAUUAGCCAAGUUUUCAGUGCGAUGCCUGGCAGAUAGAAUUUGUUGAAUUUGUCUUAAGCUUAUUAUCCUCCCAGGUCAUAGAAAGAUCUAAAGUCCAAUCAAUCUCCUUACUCAGAAUUCACACCUUUCCCCUCGAACUUAAAAUGUCCAUGCCAUUUCACAAGUACCCAUAACUACUCAUGGUUUAGAUACCUCUCCUCCCUUUGUCUCAGUAGAGCACUCCGUUCGUCUAGAAAUUGGCAGCAGUUCCUACUUAAACUGAUGAAUGCUUUGAGCUUCGAAGGUAUCUCAUCCCUAUGCCCGCUGCCCUGAAGCAGCUGGAAGGAAAGGCCUCACUCAACUACUGGAAAGAAAGCCCGUAAUUCAAGGCUUUUAAUAUAGUCACUACACAAGUGCUCCCUCUGAUUUAGGGGAUCUUGUUACUUCCUCAUCUACAUGUGCUUAAAGACAAAAGGAAACCUAUAAUUAUUCAAUUCACCUGUGGUCCACAUAAGUCUCACAUCCAGCCAUUACCCUGAGAGGGCAGGAAGCCAGACUUUGAACUUUCCACAGCUAGGUCUUCAUUCUACUAGUGAGAUGAACUGGUACAGAUUAGGGUGAUAGUUCAUUUAAGCAAGCGGAGGAGCUGGGGAACUGUAGACCUUCCUGAAGCAUCCUCCCAUAGAAAGGAGAUAAGGGCCUUAUCCUAAUUGCCUGUACACAACAGAUCGGUACUUCUUUCCUAGACAAGGCUGAAGGGGGUCAACAUUAUUUCUGAAGACUUCAUUAUUGGAAUUCUAUUUUUACUGGGAGUGAUCUCACUGAGCUAUUUUGGAAUAGAAAUGUGGCUAGUUGCCUGAUCUCCCUCAAUGGUUUCACGUGGCUUUCAAAGGGAAGGAGGGGCAGUGCUGACUUUGGUAAAAUGGGCAAAAGGGUCCAUGCCAGCAACACAAUCACUCAAAGUCCAGAUGAGGGAUCAGUAAAUACAAUGUGCCUGAAAGGUGGCCCUUGAGCACAUUCCUCUGGUAGACAUUAACUUAUUAAAUUGAUUCUGAUUACAAAUAUAAACUUUGCCCCCAUCUCACCUGGUAACAAUGCAAGAGUCAAUGUGAGUCUAUAAAAGGAAGUAGGAACUGUCCCUGGCUUUCAGGCUCCAACAUCCUGCCUCUGUCAAGAUGUGGCACCUCAAACUUUGUGCAGUGCUCAUGAUCUUCUUGUUGCUGUUGGGCCAGAUAAAUGGCUCCCCAAUACCAGAAGUGAGUUCAGCAAAGAGAAGGCCACAGAGAAUGACCCCAUUUUGGAGAGGGGUUUCCCUCAGGCCCAUUGGAGCCUCCUGCCGGGAUGAUUCUGAGUGUAUCACAAAGCUAUGCAGAAAAAGACGUUGUUCCUUAAGUGUGGCCCAGGAAUGAAGUACAUACCAGGGGAAGAAAGGAUAGCAGUCAUCUCUGACAAUGCUCCGUUCUAUGGAAUAUUGAUUAACUGCAUUUUGGCUGGAGACAUACAAGUGAAGCAAUCUUGUAUUUUUAAUAUUUAAAGGCAGAUGUAUGCUUUAAAUUGGUCUCCAUUUCUUCUUAGAAUGUUGAUAUAUGGAUAAGCAUAACUAAACUUGUCACUUUAGAGUUUAUUUUUCUAUGGAUACUAUUAAAUGUCUCAAAUUGAAAUUUUA
Messenger RNA from Sapajus apella (tufted capuchin), 4427 nucleotides. RefSeq names its product liver enriched antimicrobial peptide 2 (gene LEAP2). The transcript is spliced from 3 exons. The coding region runs from base 3937 to 4170 and encodes 77 amino acids. The record is from RefSeq and is a predicted model, not a curated record. Gene Ontology annotation, biological process: defense response to bacterium; antimicrobial humoral immune response mediated by antimicrobial peptide. NCBI's taxonomy places the organism in Eukaryota, Metazoa, Chordata, Mammalia, Primates, Cebidae.